This is a messenger RNA of Clunio marinus, 261 nucleotides long. The record is from the annotation of a GenBank genome assembly. Lineage: Eukaryota; Metazoa; Arthropoda; Insecta; Diptera; Chironomidae.
AUGAGAACCCUCACCAGCCAUCUAUCUGAUCUCACUGUCAGCCGAAGAAGUCGAAAGAAGGUGGAUCGGACACCCGUUCUCCUCAUGAAGAGGAGAAGAUCCUCCAGGUCCACCUCCGCGAGUUCCUCAGCAUUGAUAACAGUGUGGUUUGAGAUCCGAACUUGGCUUGAAAGUAGUAAAUUACAUUGUGAAGUAGUAACAAGAACCUUGAGACUUUUGGUCUAUGAAAUGAAAGCACUAAAAAGGAAAACUAAUUUUUGA